AAUCCACUGGAUCUCUGCACUUGACACCUGUUGACACCAUGAGCGAAACCUCCACUCGAGUCCAGACAGAGCGGGCCUCUGCCAGCUCCAGCAGUUCUCCACCUACUCCUAAACCUCUUGAUUACAGUAGUGAAAGUAAGAGAAGAGCAACUGUUGAGCAAACGAGGCAUGUUCAAAACCUUGAUAAACAAAAUAAACAUCUCAGCAGUCGUUUGCGAACUCCAGGACUUGAUGAGAAUGAUGAUGCUUACGAUGAAUCUGAUGAGAAAAAUUCCUCCCAGCUUCAGCCUCCAGGAGAAGAAACAGACUUGCAUCCAGAGAGAAAAAGACCAGAAAAUUCUCAUUUAUCAAGCAGAAGGCCAAGAUUAAUGCAAUUUUCAUCUCACUCUUCACAUUAUGUACAUGAUUUACCUGGCCCAUCAGAGUCAGGGCUGUUUGGAAAUUGGCCUGGCUAUGUAAAUCCCAUGUACAGCUAUAUGCGUUCAUCCAGAGAAACUUCUUCAUCUGCUUCAAUGAGGGUUCCAAACUAUUACUAUUCAUCCAUUGAUACUCCCUUCUAUGGCAACCAUGAGGUGCCUAGAAAAUGGUUUAUGAAUCAGAAAGAUAAUUUAAAUGACUACAUGAGACCUACAACAAGUUUUCAGAAUGAUGUCCACCUCCAAGCCCGUACUGAGUGGCCUUAUGGUACAAUGUCCAACCAUCAUGAGACACACCACAGCAGUGAAUACAGUAAUCACUAUGACAGGCGGCAGCAGAGUUUUCAUUCCUCUCGUACAUAUCAGCAUCCUGUGCACAGCAGGUGGUUUAGAACUCCUUAUAGAUCUAGUCGGUCUUCAUCAUUUUCCAGAGAACUAAGUCACAGCCAUGGGCAUGAAAGUCCCAAAUACCAGUCAAGUAGACAGCAUGCGCAUUCCUCAAGUAGAGAGAAAACUAACUCCAGCCCUGGUCCUAGGAAACAUUCGUCGUCAGUUGGAACUGGAAAAUCCAAAAUUUUCCAAACCUUUUCAAAGAGUAGUACAUCAAUACUCAAACGAAAGAGCAAAUUCAGUAGAAAGUAUAUUAUGGAUUUGAAAAGACCACAAAGUGCUGGUGCAAUUCUCAUGCAUUCAUCAUCAUCAAUAUCUUCGAGGUUUGCCAAGUUAUCUCUGAGAAGAAGAAGGGAGAAAAAAGAUGCUCCUGAAGAUCCAAACAAGAAAGCACUCUCGGCAGCUGCUGAUAAGCUGCGCAAAACUUUUUUGGCAUCUAAGAAGUCUCUUGAUGAUACUAAUGCCAAGGAGCUGCACAGGAAACAAAAUGUUCCACACUUUGGAAUGACCCAGGAAAAUGCAGAGGAUUUAUCAAUAAAAACUUAUUCAGGACAUUGUUCAUUUAGUGAUGGCUUACAAGAAAUUAGAAUUUCUGAAAAAGAAAACCUUGCCAUGUCUACUAGACUUUCUCAAUGCCCAGAAUUCAAGUCUGGAGCAACUAGUGGCAAAUGCAACGACCCAAGUUUAUGUGAUGAUAUUUCUGAUGAUAGUACUGAUGAAGAGACUGGCAACAGAAAAUUCCCACUGAAAAGUUUCCAAUUGCUUCAGCGUCGACGUUAUGCAUCAGAAAGCGCAGGUGCAGCUCAGUCAUCUAAUUCUGUAAGAAGUAGAAGUAGAUCCUCAUCUGUUGGUGCAUUUGAUGCGUCUCCCAUGAAGCCUCCUCCUGUUUCAAAGCAUGACAAGAAUCUUGGUUGUGAACACCCGCGGGUCAAUAAAAUGUUGGUUAAACAACUUUUGACCAUGGAUAAGAAGAGUCUGCAGGAGCUGGUAGCAGACCCCCGAUCACGCAAAGCUCAGUUCAUGGUGAGUCACCUGAUGUCAGAGCAGCGCUCUGCCUUGGCCCAGCGUCUUGACUUGCUUCGUGGUCAACACUCCCUUGAGAAUAAGGCUCAAUUGCUGGGUGCAUCUUGUCCUGGUGCUGCUCAUGGCAUCCUGCUGGACACUCCUUCAACAUCCUGUACUCUGGACAGGGAGAAAGAGGAACUACAAAUUCUUGGUCAGAUGGAGGCAUUGGAGCUGGGAACCCUCCCCAAUAAUGUUCUAAUCCAGUUGUGCCAGAUCCUAUCAGCUGAGCAAAAUGGACUGGCAGGGCAAGACUUAGCCUUCCUGUCACUGGACGACCUCAUGGGCGGGGGACAAGCGAGUAGCCACGACUCUGAGGCCCCCAAGCCCACCACGUCUGCAGAACGAUCAGAUGACUGCAAGGAACCUCUGCAGCUAACGUGCUCAAAAUUAUCUGCACUUUCCUCUCCAGGGAGCACCUCCAACGCUGGAGCAAAUGUACAAGUUUUACCUCCAAGCUCUACUCUAGCGCCAGAUUUUUCACACCAGCAAAAUGAGGAUGAUGUAGAGCAGGAUCUGAUGUCGCCAUGUCGUUCGAAGUUUAAAUCACAUUUAUCCUCACUAAAUGACUCGAAAUCUGCCCAAAACUUUUUGGUUUCAACUCGGCCCUCCUCACAUCCUGACAGUUUAGUGGCGCACCGACAGGAAGAGGCUUCCCUACAGCCAAAUGUGAUGCGUUGCCCUGAAGGCUGUCAAGAUAAUACGGCUGUUGGUGUUCCGCCUACAGUUUCUGCUGUGAGCACGGAAUGCAUGUCUCGAACAAAUACAAGCAUGUCAUCUCAAGGCACAGACUUACGGACUUAUCAAGCCAUUGAAAGAUCAUUGAUGUCAUCUGAGAAUAUAUCAGAGUUCAAGUUGCCUCAGAAGAAAACACCGGUUGGAUUGGUUCUUAAAUCUGAAUUGUGCCAUUUAGAUAUUGGGUCUGCUUUCAAUGCACCCACAACAGAAACUGACGACAGUCUCGCUAACAAAUCUUGCUCAAGUGAUAUGGAAUGUCAAAUUGUGUCACCACCUCCUAAACUGGCUCCUGCUAUGAUAACCAUUGAUGAUUCUGACAACGAAGAGGUGAAAAAUAUUGCCAAAAACCAAGUUGUUCAGGCUAUUAAUGUUAACAAGAACUCCCCAUCUUCUCAUGGGUUCACUCCAAUUGAGGAACCAAGCUCGGUCUUCAGAACCCCGCUUCCUCUGCAAAUUAUCUCGCCACGUGCCCGACCCAUUUCCAAUGUUCACUUCAACAUCCCUGUACCGCACGUUGACCCAGCCACUUGCAAUGCUGGCACUGCUUCUGCAGUGUCGCUUCACACUGCCUCAUCUGUGCCUCUCAAUAGUUCUUAUGUUCAAUCUUCACUCUCAUCUCCUGCCAUGUCUCCAAUCGAAUGUAAACCUCAUAUAGUCAAGUCACCGCCAUCGUCUCCACCUCCUCAGCAUCAUGCAGCUUCCACAGGUCCUCAUUCAACUGUGGGCUGCCAUUCUUCUAACCUUCUAUACAUGCAAACUUCCUCUGCUCUAGAACCAAAAAGCUCUCCACCGGUCACACCUGCCCUUAUCCGACCAUCGUUCCUGAGAUCUCCUCCCCUCUUACCUCACGGGCCCCGUAAGUCUUCCCCUGUGACUUCCUCUUCACGUUCACCGUCAUUAUCUCCCGGAAACUCUGCAGCAGUAAAUCAUGUUCUACUGCACACCAGCAUUGCAACAGUGCCACUCAUGCCUCCGCCACCAGUACAGCAGCAGCCAUUGCAUGAGGUUCAUUUACACUCUGGCUUACACCGCACUCUGAACCUUGGCUUGCCGCCACCACAGCUUGAUGGGCUGAGAGACUGCGACUCGUCAGGUCGACGUGCUCCUCCACCUCAGCCAGCAGGAUCUCUUGAUGACUUGCGGCAACAUGGCAACGCAGAGGAUGGUCCAGGCAGGCAUGCUUCUCGGACUCCUGCUAACGCAAGACCUGGUCUCAAGGUGAAGGAAGAGACGCCAUCACCACAGCUGGAGUGCCAUCUAUGCCAGCAAGAUUCCCCUCAUUGCUGCCCCUACACCCCCAUGCCCCCAGCACACUCCCCGCCCUCGAGAGCCAGCCCAGCCCCUGCAGCUGCUGGCUCAUUCUUGUGCGAGAACGUCAACAGGCCUUCCUCUAAAGAACGGCCUCGUAACCCCGCUCCUCCCAACACCCCACAUCGUAUCCCCAGUCCAGCAGUCCUCCCCACGCCCCCUCGGCCCGUCAUGUUCCCCAACGAGCCUCACAUCCCCGAGCGUCCUGCCCCACCCCUCCCCACUCAGGGUCUGGGGACACCGAGGCACCUCUUCAAGCAGGAGAGGCAAACCCCCAGUCUUGGGUACCCCUGCUGCUGCCUUAGAAACGAGUGUAGCAGGGCUUCGAGCAGCAGUAUGGACAGUAGCGCACCAGAAGGGCUGCGGAGUGGAAGUCCUCCGUCUAAUGUAAACACGAGUUGCGUGGGGCGUCUUUGGUUCUUUUCUCCUACCCUAUCCCGUCAAAAUGCCGGCCAUCCUCACACCAACAUUGUUAACGAUAUCCCUCACCAUCACCAUCAUCAUCGGCAUCACUUUCACGAGCCAGAUAAUCUUACAGCUGAAAGAGAUUCCAAAAUCCUUAAAAGGGAGAGACUUACCCCUAGCCUGUGCAGAGGUGUUGAACUUCCCAGCGCCUGGAUGCCAAGUAGACCUAAGCCUGAUCCAACUCAUGCUGACGACAGCUCUGCGAGUAUCGCUGUACCUAUACCAGAUCAGCCAAUGAACGAAGUUGCUGCAAAUGAUGUAAAUAAAUCUAUGCUCAAUUCGGUGUCAGUUGCAGUUCAAACGCAAGACGUGGAUGAUCUAGCUGCAGAAAAUGCUGCUUCGAGAGCGCGUCUUGUGUCUCCAGUUAGUGAUGAAAUUAACAUUGCGGAGUCACUCUCACUCCGGCAAUCUCCAAUUCCAAGGCAAUCUCCCACCCAAACUAACAGGAUGAACAAGUCACGUCCAAAGUCUACAAACAACAACAAUUUUAGUGCCAUUCAAACAACAAGCUCAAGUUUAUUGAAUAGAACAACUGCUACUCAGUUUAGAAGGCCUAAAACUGGCGUCCUGAUCGACUCGGCUCAGUGUUUCCUUGAAGAACUUGGUCGUCUGAGCACAUUAGAAGAAAUACUUUUUAAAGGCCUUACUGAAAUUGACAGGAAAACCGAAGAACUGGCUAGGCAAAGGUCAAACCUGACGUUGCAGAUGACACAACUUCAUCAAGAGCGCAAUGAUUUACUGCUGCGCCUUGUGAGUGAGAAUAGCACUGGUGGUGUGACGCGGCAUGGCCGUUGCAGUGUUCCGCUAAUGCCAUAUCUCAGUAAUAUUGACGAACGCAAUGGGAACUUUGCUCGAAAUUCUCGUGAGAUCAACCGGAAUUGCAGGAAUGGGAGCAAUCGAGAAGCUGCUGACUCAAGUAUUUCUUUGGUAAGUUCAUCUCAAGAAAUGGGACCUUCGACAAGCGACUCUCAGGCCGGUGCUGAUUUAUUAGCAAAUCAGCAGGUUGCCGCCGACGACGUUUCAAUUGAGCGCCAACGAUGCACAUCAACUUCACAUUCCCCAGAUGGAGAACGUAGUUUUUCCAUGCAACAAGAAGAUAGCAUUGCUACCUUUACUGAAGUUACAAAUUCAGACUCCGAUGGAGAUGCAUCGCUGAAGGCUAUAAGCGUUGAUGGCUAUUCUGACACAGGCUCUGCCUCUGCUCCUACAUCUCGUUUCCAAUAUAAUCCUCAUAUGAAUGUUAGGGUUACAAGAAAAAGAUCUAAGUCUACCUCUGAAAGCAUAGAAGACUCGGAUUGCAGAAAUGCUAAUGAAGAAAACAACAAAGAUGCAAUUGUGUGUUUAACAAUCCCUGACACAACUCAAGAUAAUGCAGAGAGCAGCGGCCUCUCAGUUGGACAAGGGUUAUCAGCGAACUGCAAAGCAGAGAUGAAUGUGAGUCACAAUGCCUGUCGUAAUCAUCUUGCUCAAAACUGCAUUAUGGAUCAACAAUCCCCUAACUCAGAUACCCCUUCUAAGAUUUUCUUACAGAGCCCCAAGUCGCGAAAUUCUUCAGGAAGUGAUCACAGUUACAGCCUAAGGUCGCGUGGGCCCCCAGAAGGAGAUAGGGAAAAGCACAGACGUUCAGUUUCUCACGGAGAUUCAAGGGAAGAGUCUCUCACUGAUGGCAUUCUGAGCCCUGGCAAUACUAUUCUUGGACUAAAAAAAGAACUGACGGAGGAAGAGCAAGUUGUUGAAGACGGUAAUGAAGAGGACGUGCAUGACCAAUGUUUGUCAGCGGCGUCUUCAGUUGAGUCGUUGGACUGCAAGAUGAGCAAUGCUGAAACUCACUCAGUGCAGCAGCAGCAUCAUCGCUACAAGCGGAAACGACGUAGUAGAAAACAUUCUUUCUGUGGUCCUAGUAGUAGUAAGAGGAAGAAAUUGCACACGUCUCCAGCCAGUGACAGGUGCGAGAAGAAAACCUCGGCUGCAAAUUCCCCGUUGUCGUCAAGAAAAAAAUCUUCUGUUGAAAGUCAUCAUCUCUUUAGCAGCCCAGAUACAAGUUUAAGCAAAAAAACUCAAAAGCACAAAUUGACGGCUAACCAACGCGAGGAUAAAAACGAUGAAAAAUUGAUUAUCCUUCCGCCGCCUCUGAAAGAACCUGUGCUAGACAUUAAGAUUGUGGGAGAUUACAUAUUUACCUGUAGCAACAGCAGCAUCAGAUGCUUCCAUCUGCUCACGGGCGCUGCCUGCGCUUCGUACGUCUCUGAUAAAAGAAACAUCACAGCGCUUGCUGUGGUCGGCACCCCUCACUUCACCCGAGCAAUUCGUGACCAUGAGACUAAUGAUAAUCUUAGACGACAUGAAAACAAAGGCGGAGAAAGAGAUAUCAAGAGUGGAUGUGACGUGAACAAAACCGAAGGUGAUUUUGUAUCUGAUGUAAAUGAAAAUAACCGCGGAAGUGAUGAAACUCAAAGAGGAGGUAAUCGGUUGAAUGAAAACAAGUGUGGACACUCGAGACCAGAAGCCGCGGCCGGCUUCAAGGACUCCUCAUUUGAAGUGAUCACGGGCUCGACUGACGGAACGCUUUGUGUCUACGACGGCCACAAGGGUUCAGUGCUGCAGAGCCGAGCUGUGGAGGGAGCCAUUCGCUGCGUCGCCGCUGCCUGGGGGCACGUCUUCUGUGGCAUGUUUGCCGGGCAAACCGCUCGCUGGGGCUACAAGGUAUACUGUUACAUCCGAGUGUACUGUAGGCAGACCGGGGCUCUCGUGCGCGUCUUGAAAGUGGAAGCCAACAAUAAGCUGCUCAUAUGCUCCGCCGUCUACAGGCACAAAGUGCUGGUCGGGAGCAAAGGCGGUGAUAUUGUGUCUGUGGAUCUGCCUUGAAACGAGUUGAAGAAGACUGCCUCUGCCCUGAGUUCCUUAGCGACUUCUAUUCCGCAUUAAUGCUUCGAUGGUGCCAUCAAUUUCACAAGCCUAGAAAUUCAUGGAAGCAUAUUGCACAUUUUUCUAGGCUUUGUGCGCGUUAGAAAUCAAAUUUUAUUGGCAGCAGCAGUCAGUUAAACUUGUUGUGGACCAUCACGAUGGCUUAGCUGCAACGCACGCCAAUUAUGCAGGAAAAUGAAGUAUUCCUCUGAGUUGUUUGAGUGUUCCCUGCUUUAUUUUGAUUCUUUCUAUACUGUUACAUCCUUGGUAUCCUUCAAAUUGCUUCGUAAGUCUAAAGCUUGCGAAGAAACGCGUCAACAUAAUAUGAUACAUUUCUAUGAGAAUUUAGAACCGGAGUUGAAAUUUUGAUUUACGUCAAUUUUGGUCUAGUUCAUGCACUUGCACACAUGUUGUCUGGUAUGGCACAUGAACAUGCGAAUCAGAGUGCAGAGCGUGUUAUUCAUAAAUCUACCUUAUAUAUCUUCUUAAUAUUUUUAAAUUUUAAAAUAUUGUACGGAUAAAUGUGACGCGCCUUGUUAAUCAGUGAGUUUGUAUUUAAUGAUCCCAUUUUUCCUGGCUGCCACUGUAGUUACUGCGCUGUGCCAGAAAGCCAGACAUUUAAAUUACCAACAUUACUUCCGAAAAUGGCACGUAGUGUUCACUUAUCUUGGUGCUCAAUAAACCUAUUCCAAUGUUCCUGAAAAGAAAUAUUCAAAUAUAAUUCAAGUAAAUCAGUAAAAAAAAAGUAUCUCAAAAUGUGAAGCUGGCUUUCGAAAAUGGUAAAUCGGUUCAUUGGAAACUGUAUGCUAUUAAUAAAUAUGAGAGUUGGCCGAAUGCUCGGUGUCGAGGUAGAAGUUCCGUUAUUUACUGCGGCCAAAACACGAGAAAACUCAUCAACACGCGGAAAAAGCGCCAGUGAAUUCUUGCUUUUAAUGUAACUCGGCAUGUAUUAGAAGUCCAUCAAUGUUUGUUGUACUAAAUCAGUGAUUAAUGGAUCCUUCCUAAGAGAUAAUGCGAAGACCUUGAAGUCAACUGAUGUUCCUUUGCUGUGGUUAGUCACACUCUUAUUAAUUUCAUCACGUCGACCUCGUUGUGACCGCGCCAUUCGCAGCGUCUUUGAAACUGUUUGAUAUUUUUAGUGUCUUCAGAAAUCAGGGCUUCAUCUCGAAAAGUCGGAGAAUUUUACGAACAUUAUCCUAUCAAAUUUACUUGUAAUUUAAUUGAGACUACUUCUUAAAUGUUUGUAAUCUAAUUCAUUAAGGAAAUCUUGAAGCCCUAGCGUGCAGUUUAUUAUCUGUGAAUCGCACAAGGAAACAUGAUGUCUGUUCUCAUUGUUGGUGAUCAUAUUUCGCUAAGCCGAUAUGCGGUAGCCGACUCGGCUAUGAAUUUUCAACUGAUCUCAUUCGGUUUAAAGUUUGGCUAGUAAAUAAAUAACUUUGCGCCUUUCUUCUACACUUUCAAUCUUAAUGAUUUUAUUUAUUUCUGAAAACGAUUUUGAUCGAUUUUAGUUCCUAAUAAUUUCUAGCCUAUUCCUGGACUUCCAGACAUAAAUUCAGAUCAUUGUAUGCUCUUCAUGACCCGUUCCUCCAUGGGAUACACUUAGUACUUGAUGCACUGGUUGAGAAUACGUAAUUUAUCUCGAACCUUUCAACCCAUAACUGCCAGUCGUGCUGAGCAUUGGAGCAGCGCUGCUUUGUAAAUGCGCAAAUGAUUUUCUGAUUCUCGUGCGCAUCUCGGAUGAAGUUUAAGAUUUACCAAGUUUUCCGUAGCUGUAAGUUUGAAGGAUCUCUGUACCUGGCUUUCUUGUUGUUCUUGCUUGAUAAGCUUAGGUGUUUUGCCCUUCUUUCUCUCCGAAUCUUAUUGGGGCUUGAAUUGUUUGCUAGCUUUACAGUCUGUGUGGAUUUAAUCUAAUUUCUGAUUUUGCUCAUUAUCUUACUGAUAUUCUUCACAGAUGUAAAUGUUUGUUGUUUAAUCUGAUGCACAUUUUUGCGAACUUUAUUAUUACGCGCAUCAUUUUCUUAGCGUGCAAAUUAAGCCUAUAUGUAUAAAGACAUCGAAGAGAUAUAACGUCAGACAAGUAAUAUUAUUUUGCUUGUCGUUAUACUUUUUAAAUCUUUAUUUGUUCGAUUCAAUAGUCAUGUUUGUUUCUUGAUUGCCAGAUAUAUAUCCGUUCAUCCGAACGUGUCCGGCAAUCUUAGUCGUUUCACACCUGCAAUGCAAAUUUGUUCAAUGACGGCAACUGUCUACAGAUUGCCCUGAUAACCUGAUAACUCGUUUGAUGAUCUGGACUGUCAACCAAUUGUCCUGAUAAUUUGGUUGAAGGCUCGACGGGACUUCUUCCCGAUUGUCCUGAUCAUUCGCUGUGUGACCUGAUUAUUGCAGAUCGAUUGUCCUGGACCCAAUAGUUAAGUUUCAAUUGCCUUGAACACGUUUGUUACCAUCUUAUUUUCCAGUUACGAAUGAAGCAUUGAUCCAUUUUAAUUAGGCUCGAAUAAAACGAGUGUUAUCGAGUGCCAUAGAGAUUUAUAUGUGAUGGUUAUCUCCGCAAAUGUUUUAAGAUAUUUGUUCAUCGUGUAAAACUAGUAAGGUUUCCAGCUGUUUUCCCGUAAGCAAUGUCGUGAGUCAUUUUCUAUUUCAUUUACGAGGUUAGUAAGAUCAUAGAUUUGCUAGAGUGACAUCCCUCCGAUAUACGGCUAAAGAAGUAGUAUAAGUCAAGCUGGUCACUUCCUUCUUAUAAUAAUAGUAAAAACUUGAUAGUCAUAAAAAGUUGAUGAGGUUUUAUUGCAAGUACCAGCUUAUCAGAUUGACGCGUUUUAGUUCAUUGUGAAUUGUGUUGAAGUUAUUAACAAUACGAAACUUGAACGUCUCAAGUGACUUAUUUCAAAUGGCACAAUAGAACGCCUCAUUCUCCGCAGAUAUUAGUUCACGUUAUUUUUGUAUGGAAUGGCUCUGUAUUAUAAAAUCUUCAUUGUUGUUCCAACUCAAGUCCAAUGUUUUAAAGCAAA
Molecule: messenger RNA, 10288 nt
Organism: Hyalella azteca
Lineage: Eukaryota; Metazoa; Arthropoda; Malacostraca; Amphipoda; Hyalellidae
Exons: 12
Coding region: 39-7244 (2401 amino acids)
Molecular function (GO): protein binding
Source: RefSeq, a predicted model, not a curated record